AUGUCGAACGAUACGAGUCCAGCCUUCGUCGAGCCCUAUCCGGGUUGGGCUGAUGAGAACAAGGGGCCUCUCAUUCUUACUGUCACCGGCACACUUACUGGCGUGACUGGCCUCUUUGUUGUUGGGAGAAUCUACAGUCGCCUCAUCUCCCAGGGGAGAUUGGCUAUUGAUGAUUAUAUCAUCGUCAUUUGCGUUUUUCUCAGUAUCGCUUAUGUGAUUCUCGCAUCCUUCGCAAUCAAGUAUGGUGGAGGGCGACAUCUGUUAACACUCCCACCAGACUACGUCCCGAAGGCGAUCUACUAUACAGUGGUCUCCUUUGUGCCGGGCGUCCUGUCGUUUACCAUUCCGAAGCUUGCCGUCGUCAUCCUGCUGGCCAAGAUCCUCGACCCAAGCCGACUGCACAAAAUCAUCAUGUGGAUUAUCUCGAUCCUUUACGUCAUGCUCUCGAUCGGUAUGCUUGUCAUCAACUUUGUCCAGUGCAAUCCCCCGUCGGCACAGUGGAACGGGCCGAUCGAGAAGUGCUGGAACAGAAAGAUCACAGUCGACUAUGCCAUGACCCUGGGUAUCUGCUCAGUGCUUUUCGACUUAUACUUGGCCGUGUAUCCGACAAUCGUGCUUUCAAAGCUUCAACUGAAUUGGAAGAAGAAGCUGGGCUUGUCGGCUGCGUUGGGCUUCGGUUAUUGUGCCGCGGCCAUUACUUCUUACAAGUGCUACACCCUCGACGGCCUUUCGUCAUUGGUUGACUUCACUUAUGCUGUCGAUGAUGUCGUCCUCUGGACAAAUAUCGAGGGUAAUUGCGUGCUCAUUGGAGCAUGCAUCCCGACUCUCUUCCCGCUUAUCAAGAAGAUCUUCGGCGCAUCAGCCCUCGGCAGCACGCCCAGGCGGAGCGAUCGAAAACAAACUGGAGGUCAAAACAACAGCACUAUCGUUACUAUCGGCUCCUAUCCGAAGGGCAAGAAACGCACCAAGAGCGGCACGCUGGGCAUGACGGCACUCGACACGGUCGACGAGGAUGCGGGCAAAUACAUCAUCUUGGAGGAGCGGUCCUUCCACACCAGCACCACCGAGCUGCGCGCAGAGGAGGCUGCUCAGCUCCAAGAACAGCUACGGGCGACGAAGCAGCCAGGGUGGUGGGCGGCGGUGGGUUGGUCUCAGAGCGACGACCGCAAGAUCAAGUCUAUUGCUAACACCAUGAGAAGCUGGGCCUUGCUUGGAGGGAUAACCCUCCUUCCUACUCUGGGCGUCCAGGGCAUCCGCAUCAUUCACUCCAAUGAUGACGGAUGGGCCGAGCUGUACACCCGGUCGUUCUACGACGCCCUUGUCUCCUCCGGUCAUGACGUCGUCUUGUCCGCUCCGGCAGAGAACAAAUCCGGAUCAGGAUCCCUCGACCUCGACCCCUGGCCACGCCUCCUCCCUUGUCAAUACAACAGCUGUCCGGCCAACAGCGGACGCACUGGCCGCAACGAGUCUUCUCCCCGCUUGAACUGGGUCAACUCCUUCCCCGUCACCUCCAUCCGCUACGGAAUCAACGAAAUCGCUCCCCAGUUCUGGAACGGGCAGCUCCCCGAACUGGCGGUCACCGGUCCUAACGUAGGCAGCAACAUCUACCUCGCCGACCACAUCUCCGGCACAGUCGGCGCGGCCACCUACGCCGCAAAGAAGGCUAAAAUCCCCGCGAUCGCGUUCUCCGGAAAAUCGACGGGCACGCUUGCGUGGAACACGUCGCCGGUGCCGCAGCGCAGCCUGGUGUACGCAGACCUAGCGGCGAACCUGACUAAUGCAGUGAUCUCCAGCGGCAAGCCGUACCUGCCGGAGGAUGUGUUCCUUAACGUAAACUUCCCCGAGGUCAGUGAGAGCUGCAACUCUCCCGGGAAGUUUAAAUGGGUGUUGAGCCGGGUUAACCUGGGUGUGUUUUCUGGGGAUGACGUUGAGUGGUGUGGUAGCAAGCGGUUGCCUUCUGAGCUGGAGGUUACUGCCAAGAGCGGGUGCUAUAUUUCGGUGAGCGUGGGGGAUGCGAAUGACAAGACGACUGCUCCGGCUGAAAAGCAGGCGAUUGUGUUGCAGAAGUUGCAGCAUAUGCUGACAUGCUUGCCUUGA
Messenger RNA from Thermochaetoides thermophila DSM 1495, 2097 nucleotides. Its product is annotated as acid phosphatase-like protein. The transcript has 7 exons. The record is from RefSeq and is a predicted model, not a curated record. Bases 1 to 2097 code for a protein of 698 amino acids. Gene Ontology annotation, molecular function: hydrolase activity. Lineage: Eukaryota; Fungi; Ascomycota; Sordariomycetes; Sordariales; Chaetomiaceae.